Molecule: messenger RNA, 4979 nt
Organism: Conger conger (European conger)
Lineage: Eukaryota; Metazoa; Chordata; Actinopteri; Anguilliformes; Congridae
Gene: dqx1
Product: DEAQ box RNA-dependent ATPase 1
Exons: 12
Coding region: 437-2710 (757 amino acids)
Cellular component (GO): spliceosomal complex; intracellular anatomical structure
Molecular function (GO): RNA binding
Source: RefSeq, a predicted model, not a curated record
CCGACAAUGUUGAACCAGCCGGCUCCUCCCUCUGUCGGUCGAACCACACCUGCGCACGGUGAGCCCGAGCAAAGAUGGCGCCUGCUCUGUAGUCGGACUGCGGUCAGCGAGCAAGUGUUUUCCCGAAGUCAAAAGUCACCGAUAAGCCAGCGAUCACAGGACACCGGGCCAGAGGAGACAUCGGUACGCUGUCGAGUACAAGCGGGACACGGCAGUUUGACUGUCGACCGGUUUGGGCCAGUUAGAGUGCGACUUUCGCUCAGUAUACCAGCAGGCUACGUUGAACAGUGAAAUUAUACCCCGGCCAGACUUUGACAGCGGGUUGUUCUGCACUCGUCGAGGGAUCUUAGGGGGUCGUCGAGGUGGCGUAAUGUGUCACAGGUAAUCUUGAAUUCCUCCGCUAAUUCCCCCCACCCCCCCCUCUCUGGUCAAGGCGAUGAUGUCGUCGCCCCCCCCCGGGCCCUCGGCCCUGGACUCCCUGUCCGUGGGCUCCCUGCUGUCGGGGGAGCUGGAUGAGGAGGAGGGGGACGGAGCGGAUUUGGGGGACCUGGAGGUGAACCCGUACGACGGGCUGCCCUUCUCCUCCCGGUACUACAGCCUGCUGGAGCGCCGCAGGCAGCUGCCCGUCUGGAGCAUCAAGUACAGCCUGCUGGAGCUGCUGGAGACACACAGCCUGGUGGUGCUGAGUGCUGAGAGCGGAGCGGGGAAGAGCACGCAGGUGGCGCAGUGGUGUGUGGAGUAUGCGCUCUCCCUGCAGUUCACAGAGGGGCUGGUGUGCUGCUCCCAGCCCUACGGGCCUGCUGCGGGCAGCCUGGCGCUGAGAGUGGCCGAUGAGAUGGACCUGAGCCUGGGCCUGGAGGUGGGCUACCGGGUCCCCCACGACGAGGGCUGCACCCCCGACACCCUGCUCCGGUUUGUGACGGACUCCCUGCUGCUGGGGGAGAUGAUGUCAGACCCGUUGCUGCGUCAGUACGGGGUGGUGGUGGUGGACGAGGCUCAGGAGCGCACGGUGGCCACGGACGUGCUGCUGGGUCUUCUGCGGGACGUGUGUCGCCAGAGGCCCGACUUCCGGGUGGUGGUGCUGACCUCGCCCCCCCUGGGCCCCCGAAUGGCCGCCUUCCUGGGCGAGGACACGCCCCUGCUGGCCCUGGCCCCGCCCGCCGACCCCGUCGCCGUGGAGACGCUGUACCGCGACCCCCCGCCCGGCAGGGAUCCGGCGGCCGCCGCCUGUCACGUGACCCUGGACCUGCACCGCCGGGGGGAGGCUGGGGACGUCCUGGUAUUCCUCUCCAGCGCGCAGGAGGUCAGUGAGUGCAGGGCUCUGUUGGAGAAGGAGUCUGUGGCUCUCAGUCCCCAGUUGGGUGAGUUGAAGGUGCUGUCCCUGUACGCGUCACUAGGGGGCGCCACCCAACGCGUCUACGACACAGGACCAGAGAACCUGGAGGAGCCCCAGGGGGUUCCGGGGACCACCAAACGACGGGUCAUCCUCACCGACACCCUGGGAGAAUCUUCCUUCUCACUCGACAACAUCCGCUACGUCAUUGACACCGGCAUGCAGCUGAAAACCGUCUACAAUCCACAAAUCAGAGCAGACUCCCAGGUGCUGCGGCCAAUCAGCCGGGACCAGGCGGAUAUGCGCACACAGAGGGUGAACAGUAGCUCACCAGGCCUGUGCUUUCGGCUGUACCCCCAGGCCCUGUACGAGGGUAUGGCAGAGACCCGCUGCCCGGACGUGGGCGAGGCUAACCUCAGCCAUCUGGUCCUGCUGCUGAAGAGGCUGGACAUCGCCGACAUGGGCCAGUGCAAGUUCCUGGACCGGCCUGCCCCGGAGGCCCUGAUGCAGGCCCUGGAGGACCUGGACUACCUGGCGGCUCUGGACGAUGACGGGAACCUGUCGGAGGUGGGCAUCAUCAUGUCCGAGCUGCCGCUGGAGCCGCCAUUAGCCAAGGCCCUCAUCGCGUCCUGCGAGUUCGACUGCGUCAGCGAACUCCUCACCAUCGCCGCCAUGCUGACGGCCCCCUCCUGCUUGGUGACGCCCCCGCCCCAGAGUGAGGAGGCUGCUGCCACCCAUCGGCGUGUCCUCCUGCACGCGGAGGGAGACCACCUGACCCUCAUCAACAUCUUCAACGCCUACGUCCAGCACGAUGGGGACGAGGCGUGGUGCACCAAGAACUUCCUGAACGGCGCCUCCCUGCGGCUGGCCGUGGUGAUCAGGGCAGAGCUACUGGAGGUGAUGCAGCGAAUCGAGCUGCCCGUCUCACCCCCCGCCUUCGGUUGCCAGGACAACAGUACCAACGUCAAGCGGGCGCUCAUCUCAGGCUUCUUCCUCAAGGUGGCCCAUGACGUGGACGGUCUGGGUAACUACCUGCUGCUGACUCACCGCCACGUGGCACACCUGAACCCCUUCUCCUCGUACCUGUGCCGUCGGCCCCGCCCGGCCCCGCCCAGCUGGGUCCUGUACCACGAGUUCACCAUCUCCCACGACAACUGCAUCCGCACCGCCUCUGAGAUCCACCCGCACAUGCUGGUGGAGCUGGCUCCUCAGUAUUACCUUGGCAACCUGCCGGCCAGCGAGGGGCGGGACCUGCUGAUGGAGCUGCGGCAGAAUGUGGGGGCGGCGGAGGAGGAUCAGGGCCCCGGAGGGGCCGGGGGGGGUCAGGACCCCGACAGCGAAGCCCCGGACAGCACAGAGAUGUGUUUACUGCAGUGAGGAGCCAGGAGAGCCACACACACUUACUGACACACACACACACACACAUGCAUGUGCACACCAUACACACAGACGCUUACUGACACACACACACACCACACACACACACAUGCAUGCACACACCAUACACAUACACACCAUACACACAGACGCUUACUGACACACACACACACACACCACACACACGCACAUGCAUGCACACACCAUAUACACACAUGCAAGCACACACCAUACACAAACACACACCAUACACACAGACACUUACUGACACACACACCACACAUGCACAUACACGCACACAGGCACACGUACUUACACACACACACAUACCGGCAGACACAUGCACACACACACACACACACACACACACACACAGACUAAAUACCUUACUUACACAGGUAUACACACAUUCAUUCACAAAUACUAACUGAUUUAUAGUGUACCUGCACUACUUGCACUUCCACAGGUAUACACACACAGACACAGACACAGACACAGACACACCCGCCCACACACACAGACACACACACGCACACACAGACACAUGCUCUUCUUACACAGACUGCUCUGCACACUUUCUCCAAAGUGCAAUACAGUUUGACCAAUAUGAACACUUUGAGCUGAAGAUGAACAACAUGCUACUGUCCCAAGGUUUAGUAGCUGCUGUCAUCGGAAGGCAUCCUUUGAGUGGACCCAUUUUAGCCUUAACUGGUGUAACUGGAGAUGGACUGGGAUGAUCAAAUUGGGAUGAUCAAACCAGUAAAGAACUGAACUAAUGCUUCACUAUGGAUAAUUGAAAUACUUGAGGAGAGAUCACAGGGAAUUGUGAUUAAAAUAGAAAAAAAGUUUGUAACUGUCAACUUGACAAAAAAAUGAAACUACAUUUAUGACUAUUGACUAUUUAUAUGCCAUCCAUCUGUAUCUUUUUUGAUUUGCAAGAUGUGGCUUUUUUCCACUCAAGGUCCACUUAUUGUUUUGUACAUAACUGUGGACCAGUGACAAAGAGACAAAGGGCUCGAGACACCAAAAGACACAAUUUUAUAUUUACACGGAUAUGUAUAUGUGACAUUCAUAUUCAGGAUCUCAUGUGAAUGCCCACCACCAUUUCUCUCCCUGGCCUCCAGGGGGCAGACUAACCUGUCUGUUAGCAGUCAGUCUGUCUGCAUGCAGCAUUUACUGCUGGGACCGGAACGUCUCCAGUCCUGAGGGUGGGGGGGGUUGGCUUGGUGCCUGCAGAUUUCUAUGGUAUCCUUUCAUUAAGGGCAUACUACGCAGGAUUUUUUUAGCCUUGCUGUGGUCCUGUGUUUACAAUCAAAGGCGUCUCCUCCUCCAUUCUCAAUCCCGCCCACUCGCCUCCAUUUUGAUGUUUAAAAUCCAUUUCAGCGUUUUUAUCUUUGUUUUUCAAUAACUGUCGCCAGCGAGGAAAAUCAUUCCAGUGGACUCUGGUUUUUGAACGGAGCCUCGUCAGCUUGUCUUAUUGCUUCUUUACCUCCAUUUCAGUCACUGGCUGAAACCUAAUCCAAUCCCAGCCCACAGGCCCCAUAGCCGCACCCACCCCUCCCCACGCAGAGCGCCACGUCCACAAAUGUCCCAAACACAUCUUUUGAAUUUGAAUUUGGCUAGGGCAUAUUAUUUUCAAGAUAGAAAUCCUGCAUAGUAUGCCUUCGAGCAGCCAAUCGGAAUUUCUAUUUUCAAGCUUUAGCGAAUCAAAGAGAGCUGAUUAAUGUGUUUACAAGUGAGGUACAAAGUGGGCGUGGCCCAAAGUCCAUUUGAGUUUCACACCUUUCCUUUACAUAUGUGCAUUAUUAUUAUUGUUGUUAUUGGUAUUAUUAUGUAAGGGGUUGUGUUUUGGAUGUACACUACUGGACUGGCCAGCUUAGAACACUCAAGGUCAGAUUUUGGGUGUGGUUCCCCAGGGGUCAGUGUGAGGCCCAAUAGGCUGAGUGGGGGCGGGCGUGACUGGACCAAACCCAUCUGGGGCUGUUGUGUGAUGAUGACUGUGGAUCCUCAGUGUUGGGCUGGACUGGGUUGGGUUGCUUUGGGUUGAGGGACUUAUUGUCCUUGCUGUGAAAUCAAAUCCUGCUACCGCUCAUGGUCUAUCAAAUACUCAGUGGUUUUUUGUUUUUUUUUUACUUCUGAACUCUGACCUCUUCGUGCCCUCUUCUUUGUUAGUUUUUUUUUGUGUUGUGUGGUGUGUGAUGGGGAGAAAAUUCCUCUGGUAUCUCACAUUAUGUCUGUCGCAAUGGAAUUAAAUUGAAAGGAAAAUGGC